Molecule: messenger RNA, 2373 nt
Organism: Aspergillus brunneoviolaceus CBS 621.78
Lineage: Eukaryota; Fungi; Ascomycota; Eurotiomycetes; Eurotiales; Aspergillaceae
Product: putative C6 transcription factor
Exons: 6
Coding region: 1-2373 (790 amino acids)
Biological process (GO): regulation of DNA-templated transcription
Molecular function (GO): DNA-binding transcription factor activity, RNA polymerase II-specific; zinc ion binding
Source: RefSeq, a predicted model, not a curated record
AUGGUUGAUGACGACCGCAGCAAGGCUACCCCGGGCUCGCACUCGUGGGUACGCAAGUUUACGCUGUCGUGUUCCCGUUGUAGGGCCGCGAAGCUAAAAUGCGACCGCAAAGAACCCUGUGUGGAAUGUGUCAAGCGUGAUCUUGGCCAUCUUUGUACCAAGGAUGAGCGACACCCGAGGGCUAAACGGUCCAAAACCGUGCACAGAGGCAAGACAGCGUCCAAGCAUAGUCUGCCAGCGAAUGGAGAUAGUGAAUUGGAAGCCGAAGAGACAGCUCAACUCUUGGAGCAUUUCGUCGAGGGAAUUCCCCGUUCGAGUUCUGUGGCGGCAACCCCGAUGUCGGUCGCCCCGGAUUUUCUGAAUCGGUACUGGUCCGCUACAGACCCUAAGCGACACGGCGAGAAGCUCGCCUUGAUCCGAGAGAUCGUCGACGUACUGCCGGAGUGGGAGGUAAUCCACGUGCUUUUUGAGGUGUUCGUCACUCGCUGCCAGGGCCCUUUGGGGAAUGUGGUGCACACUCCGACAUUUAUGGCGCAAGCGGCACUGUUCGGCAACUGCUUGAAUCUCGCUUCAGCAGACGAACGGGCUUCCGCGAUAGCAAGCGCAAUCACAAUGGAGACACUGGGCUGUUACCUCUUGGCGCUUGUGCUCGGUCUUGCUUUUCAUCCUACGCCCUCGAUAUUGGGAUGGAGUCCUACGCCGUCGGCCUUGCGCGUGGAAGAGUUACGAUCGUCCUGUUUGCGUGUCAAGACAUGGAGGGCUCUAGGCUUGCGCUGUCUCCAGGACGGAGUGUCUCUCUUCUGUGGCUCAAUCGCUGGGUUACAGGCUGCAGUCAUGCUCCUACUCGACAGCCAAGAGGACUCAUUGGCGCUGGACGCGGUUCUGGUCACUGCGAUCUCAGGAGCUCGCAGACUUGGUCUACACCGGCUGAGGGAUAUUAAGUUGGACGCGUCUGCAUUAUGUUCAGCACCACUCGAAAAUCACACGACAGGACCGGCAGAACCGCCACAUAUUCGAACAGAAAUAGGUAUUCGGAUAUGGUGGGCACUCGUCCAAAGGGACUGGUCUCGCGGACAGGCCCUCGGCUACUACACCAUCCAACCAUCACAAUUCAACACCCGGAUGCCGCUGCACGUCAAUGACGAAGAUCUCUCUUUAUCAACCUCGCGGGUGGAUAUCAAUGGACUGAUUGCAGAGCGGCCUCGAUCCGAGUUCACCAUGAUGUCGUAUACUCUCCACGCCCUCGAAAUCACCGGCAUUGUCCGCGAAUCCAUCGAGCUAUGGGAUUCACCAACACGUGAGCCCGACAUGACCAUUCGAUCCACCAGAUUGCGCAAACAUCUCAACAAUCAAUAUGAAAAAUAUGUUGCUGGUCUGCCGGCGUAUUUCCGACUGGGAAGCACGGUCGGACUUACCGCCACCGGGAGUCCAAUGGCGGCGAUCCCCGUACAACGCUGGAUGCUGCAUCAGCAACUGUGGAGCUUACUGCUUCGACUGCAUCGGCCCAGUAUCUCAUCGUCGAUCGGUCGUACUUUCUGUCAGCUUCUGGCCCAGAAUAUUAUCGGUACCCAGGGUCAGAUCCACGCGCGAUGCACGGUCUGUGGCUCGCUGUCGACCAGCGAGAUGCAGCUUUUCAACGCGGCGGUGGUGUUGAUACUGGACUUGAUCUUCACGUCCAGGUCAGAUGAUAAUGUGAAUAGUGCCAGCGCACAACAGCUUAGCCGACUGAUGACUCGCGAUAAAAUCCGGGAAGCGAUGGAAUUACUACGAGCUGAGAACGCCAAGAACGGGCCAUCGACGCUCCACAAUCCGCACAGAGAGUCAGAGGCCGAAGGGCCCGCUCAGCGCUGCGUUGUUGCUUUGGAAGCCUUGAUGGAACUUGAGGAAGAAGACAGUUACGAUCAAGACGGUAGUUCAGCCGCUGGAAGUACUCGCGGAGAACAAUUGGCAGGUACAAACCUAAAGAGACUUAGGGUCGCGGGUAUUCUGAAAGCCUUGAGCCGAAAAGGCCUUGAUCCUGCCAACGCACCCGGGCACGCGCAUCCGCAACCCCCAUUCGAGCCCUCUUCACCAUUCAACCCAUUACCACCACUUGUCGAUGGUAGUGUCACCGACGGGUUUCCAGAUCUGGAUGUGCUGCCAGUUCUUUCCAAUGGUCUCGUCAGCCCAGACGACCUUUGGCAGUGGCAAUUCUUGGACUUUCCCCUGCCACCGCUGGAUUCUUGCGAUCCCUUCCCUAAAAAUGUCCCGUUUGGUACACUAGGAGACGAUCUCCCUAGCGCCUUUGAUAUGGGCGCUUCGGACACUUCGCCGUUUGCCGACUCUUAUCCUGGUACGCGUAUGACGCACGCCUCGCGUUCGUCUCCUGGGUAG